GUGGACAGUUAGAAUAGCUUGUUUUCCUCCCCUGAAGCCGCAGCUACCCUUUUAUUUGAAAACAGCAACAUUAUCACGUGCAGCAGGCGUGACGCACUGCCAUCCGUACCGACUUGUCAGUCAAACCUGUGUUAGAUACACUCCGCUGCAGUAUAAACGUUUAUUCCUUGCUACAAAUGUAACGCGUGUAAAAGGCAUUUAUCUCGUGUUGUAUUGCACGGCGACCAUAGACAAAGUUUACAAAACCAACAGAAGGAUGGCUUUAAAACUGAAGAACUUGUCAACUACGACAAAAAGAAUCGCACAAUUGUCAUCAGUCAGAUUAAGCUCGUUUUGGUCCCAUGUUGAACAAGGUCCUCCAGAUGCUAUCCUUGGAAUCACUGAAGCUUUUAAACGUGACACAAAUCCAAAUAAGAUAAAUUUAGGAGCAGGUGCUUACAGAGAUGAUAAUGGAAAACCAUAUGUUUUGCCAUGCAUUAAAGCUGCAGAAGAGAAUUUAAUACGCAAGCAACUGGACAAAGAAUAUGCUGGUAUAGCAGGCAUCGCAGAGUUUACAAAAGAAAGUGCGAAUUUGGCUUUUGGCCCUGAUAAUGAAAUCGUUAACAAUGGAUUGAACUGCACUGUUCAAGGAAUCUCUGGUACUGGUUCACUUAGAAUUGGAGCUGCAUUUCUUGAAAAAUUUUACCCUCAUAAUAAAACCGUUUUCUUACCAACUCCAUCAUGGGCUAACCACGGACCUAUUUUUAAACAUGCAGGCAUGGAAGUUGCAAGCUAUCGAUAUUAUGAUAAAAAUACUUGUGGCUUUGAUGCUGCUGGUUGUUUUGAGGACCUCUCUAACCUUCCAGAAAAUUCCAUUAUCAUGCUUCAUGCUUGUGCACACAAUCCAACUGGUGUUGAUCCUACUCCAGAACAAUGGCAAGAACUGUCUAAUAUCAUCAAGCGAAAAAAUCACUUUCCUUUCUUUGAUAUGGCCUACCAAGGAUUCGCAAGUGGGGAUCUUACUCGAGACGCGCAUGCGUUGCGCUUGUUCAUUAAAGAUGGACAUACUCCUUGCCUGGCGCAAUCUUAUGCUAAAAAUAUGGGAUUGUACGGAGAAAGAGUUGGAGCAUUCACAGUAGUUUGUAACACGAGUGAAGAGGCUAAAGCUGUGGAAUCACAGAUCAAAAUCUUGAUCCGUCCAUUGUAUUCCAAUCCUCCCAUUCACGGUGCUCGUCUUGUUAAUGAGGUAUUUUACAAUGAUGACCUAUAUGCACAAUGGUUGGUGGAGGUCAAGGGAAUGGCCGACCGUAUCAUCAGUGUUCGAGCAGCAUUAAAAAAAAAUCUAGAAAGGGAAGGUUCAAGUCACGAUUGGUCGCAUAUUGUCAAUCAAAUUGGUAUGUUCUGCUAUACUGGUAUGAAACCAGAUCAGGUUGCUAAUUUAACGAAAGACCAUUCAGUGUAUCUUACAAAAGACGGACGUAUUUCAGUUGUGGGAAUCACAUCUAAAAACGUGGAAUAUUUAGCAAAGGCUAUGCAUGCUGUUACAAAAUGAUAAUUUGUGUCAUCCAAAUCAUCUGUCCACGCCGAAUUCUUCUUCAGUUCUGUUUUUACGUUUCCAUAUACUUUGUUUUUGUAAGAAGCUCUUUUGCCAGCUGUAAGCUAAUGUUUGGAUUUACUACUUCAGUGAGAAAACAUCUUUCGUGGUCAGAUUUCUGUUCUUUUAAGUGUAGUGUGCUGUCAUGUUUUAGUAUUGCUGAGUUAAACCACAGUAUUUAUUUUUAGAGCUUCGAAGUAUGUUUUUUUUUAUUUAUUAGAUUUAUAAUUUUGUGAUUUUUUUUUCUUUCAGAAGGAAUACCCCUUUGACUUUUGCAAACUAACUUGAUAUUAAUUAUCACCGCCCAAACUUAUCAAUAUUGAAUAUGCAUCUGUUAAACUAAACGAGAUAUAUUUUUGAAACCCAGUUUUUACGAAAACAUUUACUACAAAAGAUAUCGAUAUAGAUUAUAACAACAAGAUAUUCAGAAAUGUCAAAAUAGAAAUCUUAUUAAUACCGUGCGUCAGCAAAAAAUAAAAAUAUUGUUUCAAAA
This is a messenger RNA of Hydractinia symbiolongicarpus, 2066 nucleotides long. Its product is annotated as aspartate aminotransferase, mitochondrial-like. NCBI's taxonomy places the organism in Eukaryota, Metazoa, Cnidaria, Hydrozoa, Anthoathecata, Hydractiniidae. Bases 257 to 1531 code for a protein of 424 amino acids. The record is from RefSeq and is a predicted model, not a curated record. Gene Ontology annotation, cellular component: mitochondrion. Gene Ontology annotation, molecular function: pyridoxal phosphate binding; L-aspartate:2-oxoglutarate transaminase activity. The transcript is spliced from 12 exons. Gene Ontology annotation, biological process: L-aspartate catabolic process; biosynthetic process.